This is a messenger RNA of Striga asiatica, 396 nucleotides long. The record is from the annotation of a GenBank genome assembly. NCBI's taxonomy places the organism in Eukaryota, Viridiplantae, Streptophyta, Magnoliopsida, Lamiales, Orobanchaceae.
AUGGCGAAUCAAAUCACUACAUACAAAGAUUUCAACCCAAAAGUACGUCCGGUUUCAAGGCAAUGGUACAGUGAAGGAGAGUUACAGAGAAGAAAAAGAGUCGCCAAAUAUAAAUAUUAUUCGAUUGAGGGAAAGAUGAAGAACAGACUUAGCAAAGGGUUACGCUGGUUUAAGCAUACAUGCUCUAGAAUAAUUGGGGCGGUUAUCGAUUUGCGCGGGGCAACCACACGCGGAGAAGCUGAGGCGGUGAACGAUAUGAUUCCGGUAGUGUCCAGCGACGGGAUCGACGAUUGGUGUAAGUUCAGCGGCAACGGGAAGCUGGAAGGAAGGAUGAUGAUGAAGUCCGGCGGCAUUGAAAAGGCUGACGAGGAAGUCCGUCGACGACGGGAAGGUUGA